AUGUGCGCUGAGCGCGUCCGGCCUCAGCCCCGGGGCCGGAGCAGCGGCACGGACAGGCGGACAGAUGGACAGGCGGACAGAUGGACAGGCGGACAGAUGGACAGGCGGACAGAUGGACAGCCGGACAGGCGGACAGAUGGACAGCCGGACGGCUCUGCCUUGUUACAGACAACGCUGUCUUACCCAGGCCCUUGUGUGAGCGUGUGUCCGGCCCGGCUGCGCUCCCGCCGCCCGCGGGCCACGCGGGGCUCGGGGGCCGCGGCGGGGCCGGCGGGCCGGGCCCCGAGCGGCGGCAGUUGGGACCCCGCGGGCACCGGCGCCUCUCCGCGGAUGGACGCUGAGCCGCCAGCCGGGCCCCAGGCCCGCGACCCCGCCGGGCGGGGAGCGGAGCCGGGGGACGGCAGCGGGGCGGCCGCGGGGCUGCCCAGCCCCGGCACCCGCAGAGACGCCCCCGCGGCCCCCGGGGACAGGCCCGUGGCCGUGUCGGUGGUCACCAACUCAGCCUUCGAGGGGGCCCCUCCACCCUACUCGCCGCCGGACCCCAAGAGCUUUCACCUCCACUACCCGCCCUACCCAGCCGGCUACUCCCAGCAAGGGCCCGUCAUUUACCCGUCGGGGCCUGGACCGCGGCCCUUCCCAGCCCCGGGCUUCCCCCCCGGGCCCCUGCCCUACAGCCCGCACCCCGCGCAGCCGGGCGCGGGGCCCUCACCCGCGGGCCACGGGCACCAGCGGCCCAAGGACUACACGGUGGAGUCGGUGCUGGUGACCCUCUUCUGCUGCGUGCUCACCGGGGUCAUGGCCCUCGUCUACUCCCACGAGACCCGGGCUGCGCUCGCCCGUGGGGACGUGGCCCAGGCGUACGUGGCAUCCAGAAAGGCGCAGUCACUGGUCCUCAUCAGCCUCCUCUUCGGGUUGUUCGCCUCCAUCAGCUGGAUCAUCUACGUCCUGGUGUCCCUGUACCUGUGA
Onychostruthus taczanowskii (white-rumped snowfinch) is the source of this 966-nucleotide messenger RNA. RefSeq names its product proline rich transmembrane protein 1B (gene PRRT1B). Lineage: Eukaryota; Metazoa; Chordata; Aves; Passeriformes; Passeridae. Gene Ontology annotation, cellular component: membrane. The record is from RefSeq and is a predicted model, not a curated record.